AUGCCGUGGGAAUUUGCGAGAUUUGUGGUGUGGUCGCUGCCACUCGUCCUGCCCUUUCUCAUCGGAUGUGCCGCCAAGAAGGAGAAGGAAAAGCCGCUCACCGCCUCACAAGUUUUUAGGCCAAAACCCGGCGAGGUCGAGCUGAACGACCCGAACUACCAGACGCUGAAGAUCGUCGAGGCCGACCCGUUUGCCAAGAAG
This is a messenger RNA of Mesorhabditis spiculigera, 201 nucleotides long. NCBI's taxonomy places the organism in Eukaryota, Metazoa, Nematoda, Chromadorea, Rhabditida, Rhabditidae. The record is from the annotation of a GenBank genome assembly.